UAUGCAUUACGUGUGAAUAUAACAGUGGCAUUAUUAUUGAUGACAAAAAACACAUCUUUUUAUUACGUUAAUAAUUCUUCCAAUGGCUCUAAUGCCGAAUUUAAUUGGGACUUCAGCAUCCAAGGUUACAUAUUAGCAGCAUCAUAUCUUGGUAACUGUUUGACACAAUUACCUAGCGGUUUGUUAGCAAGGAGAUUUGGAGGAAAAAAUGUAUUUGGCGUUGGGAUUCUCGUGUAUUCACUUCUAUCACUUCUGAAUCCAUUUUUGUCUCACCACAGUGUUUACCUUUUGAUAAUUUCAAGAUUUAUUCAGGGAGCUUUUGAGGGGUUUACUUAUCCGACUGUGCUCGAAAUGUGGUCCAAGUGGGCUCCUCAACAAGAAAAGACUUUUCUUGUAUCAAUUUCCUUUGCUGGUACUGGAAUAGGGAAUGUUUUUGGUCUUAUCUUUUCUGGUAUCGUUGCAAAGUAUUUAGGUUGGCAAGCAGUAUUUUAUCUUACUGGGGGUAUAUCUUCUCUAUGGUGUAUUGUAUGGUUUAUAAUUAUAUCAGAUACGCCAGAGAGUCACCCGAGCAUUAACCAUUCUGAACUAUCUUAUAUUCAAGAAAAUAUUGAGCGUAACUUAAAGCAGAGACCAAUUCCAUGGAUAAAUCUAUUAACAUCUCUGCCAUUCUGGGCGAUAGUGAUCAUUCACUUUAGUUGUGAUUGGGGAACUAUAACAUGGAUGACAGAACUUCCCUCUUUUAUGGAAACAAUUUAUGCCUUUGACUAUGAAAUCAGUGCCUUUUUAGCUGCAUUACCAUCUGCGGCCUUUUCUGUCGGAUCAUUUACAAUGGGAAAACUUGCUGAUAUAAUUAGAACCAGGUAUAAUGUUUCUACAACUAUUGUCCGAAAACUAUUCUGUACUGGAGGUCUUUUUCUUCAAAUGGUUUGUCUCGUUGCAGGGUGUGUUUGGUUCAAACCUGAAUAUUCCAUAGUAAUUUUUGUUCUGGUUUUGAGUUUUAACGGAAUGUCGUGGUCCAAUAUCAGUGUCAAUCCUAUUGAUUUAUCACCAGAAAAUGCUGCUGUGAUGAUGGGUAUUUCGAAUUGUAUUGCUAACUUUGGUGGUAUGAUCAGUCCCGCGUUGACUGGUAUCAUCUUAAAUAAUGUGAGUAGUUGGAUAAAUUGUUGGAAAAUCAUUAUUUAUAUCAAUAUAGCAAUCAAUGUCAUUGGUGGAUUCAUUUAUAUCAUAUUAGGUUCGGGGGAAAAUCAGGAUUUUGAAAAAGAACAGACCUGUGGUGAAAAACCGCAAAAAGCAAAGUAG
This is a messenger RNA of Lottia gigantea (owl limpet), 1299 nucleotides long. RefSeq lists its product as hypothetical. Lineage: Eukaryota; Metazoa; Mollusca; Gastropoda; Lottiidae. The record is from RefSeq and is a predicted model, not a curated record. The annotation marks the transcript as partial. Gene Ontology annotation, molecular function: transmembrane transporter activity. The transcript has 10 exons. Gene Ontology annotation, biological process: transmembrane transport; monoatomic anion transport.